Messenger RNA from Aspergillus japonicus CBS 114.51, 1904 nucleotides. RefSeq lists its product as uncharacterized. NCBI's taxonomy places the organism in Eukaryota, Fungi, Ascomycota, Eurotiomycetes, Eurotiales, Aspergillaceae. The record is from RefSeq and is a predicted model, not a curated record. The transcript has 5 exons. The coding region runs from base 98 to 1897 and encodes 599 amino acids.
GUCGUUCUUUUUCCAUCACGAUAGUGAUACACGCUCUUUCGGGAUUCUCCCUCUUCAUUCGUUCAUUUCGACUAUUGACCUGGUUGUCAUAUCCAAAAUGGUUAAACUCUUUCAGAAUGGUCUGGCAUCAGGCCUCAUGGCCUACGCCUUGUACCAGCAAGCUCUGGCUGUGGAACUGGCCGAGAUCGACUCGUACGAGACGACGACCACCAACGCCGAGGUGAAGAUCGCGGUGUCGGGGUCCACUACUACUUCUACCUCGUCCUUGGAUCUGCAGGACCAGCACUCAUUCUACUGGGGUGGUGGCGAGACCGACAUCCUGGGAAACUUCACAGUGGGCAUGCUGGAGGACUAUGAGAGUAUCCUCGCCAUGGAGGCGUUCAAGGAUCUGGUUCAGAACGUCACUUGCACCAACGGCACCAGUGCCAGCGUGACCGUUGCAUUCCAGGACUCGACCUCAUAUUCUUAUGCCAAGAAUGCCUGGAACUGGGUCAACGACGACGAUGCUCACUAUGUCAUGCUGGUGGCCGGUGCUGGCCAGUGUGGCUGGAACACCAUCAGACAGCCGUUCAUCAUGACGGGUGCCAGCUUCCGCGAUAACGUCAACACUGCUCGAUUCACCGGCAACGUGACCGAGUGGGAGGAUUCCGUGCGCAACUACGCCAUCAAGAUCGGCAAGCCCACCACCGACUCGCAGGUUGCCAUUGCGAAACGCGGUGUCACCAAGAGAAAGCGCGGUGAAAGCACCAGCGACAAGACCAUCGACAUCGCCAAGGACUUCUCUUUCAGUGACAAAUCUUUGUUCGACAAGGACGGCGUCUCGCUGUCUGCCGGAUGCUCGACCUGCAAGACCGAGGGCGAGUUCGACCUGGUCUUCGAGUACACCAGCGGUGCCAGCGGCCUGUGGAACGUGAUUACUGGCAGCGAGAAGGCCACGGCCACCUUGUCGCCCAAGGGUGUCUCCGCCUACAUCGAGCCCCAGGUCAAGCUGGGCGGGAACCUGACCAAGUCGGAGGCGGACGAAGUCGACCUGGUCACGAUCCCCAUUGACGGCAUCAGCAUCGCCAAGAUCGCCACCAUCGGCCCCAUGGUCAAGGUCGCCCUCGGAUGGUCGAUCGGUCCGAUCGACGGAGAAGCCACCAUCGGCAUGGGUGUUGAAAUCGAUCUCAAGGACUCGGCCACCGCGGAGCUGACCUUCGACGAGGGCUCCAAGAACGCCGUCAGCUUCACGCAGAGCGGCUGGUCGCCCACCGUCACCACCACAGACAUCUCUCUGGACGCCAAGCUGGAGGCUAACGUCGAGAUCUACGGCAAGGUGUCGGUGGAGCUUGAGCUCGAGAUCUUCAGUUAUGGCUGGGAGGCCGGUAUCUACAUGCAGCCCUACGUCGGUGCCGACCUGGCCCUCGAGGCUUCCAACAAAGCUGCCUGCUCCAAGGACGGCUCCGAGUACCACUACGCCGUCGAGAUUACUCCUUCGGCCGGUGUCAACCUGGUUGCCGACGUCGCGAGUGCCAGCGACGAAGCGAACCCCAUCAGCACCUGGAACAUUGCGUCCAUCGCCACCACGCUGUCCGAGCAAUGCUUCGGCUUCGACAAGAUCACGUCCACCACGACCACGACGACCACCACCAAGUCCUCGAGCAGCUCGAAGACCACCAGCUCCAGCUCCAGCUCCAAGCAGACCGGCUCCUCCUCCCACGUCGCCAGCUCCUCGGCCACCUCCAAGGCCACCUCCAAGGCGCACCCCAGCAGUGGCUCGGCCCAUGCCACGUCCACUGCGGCCGCGUCCAAGACCUCCGCCCACGCGUCCAGCCACAGCCCCAGCAUCACCGCCUCUCCUUCGCACAAGGCCCGCCGCAACAUCAUCGGCGGUCACGGCCGCCGCAGACAGUACUAGGUCGGGG